AUGAAAAGCUUUUGUCUUGCCUUUGUGGCGGUUUUACCCUGUCUACUGCUGGUGCCUCAAGGCGGAGAGAGUGCAGGAGGCAUAUUGUCUCUCCAUCACCCCCCUGAGGGCAGCAGGACGGCGGAGCAACUUCCAGACAACGCCCCUCAAAUUGACCUACAUCUGGACAGUGACUCAGACCCGCUUGAGACAGUCAGAGUGAGACGAGCACCAGAGGAAGGCAAGAAAAAGAAAAAGGACAAGAAAAACAAAAAUAAAGACCCAGAGAAGAAGAGAGGCAAGAAGAAAGAAAAGACCACUACCACCGAGCCCCCGACCACAACAGCUUUUCCAACGGAGCCGCCCACGCAGCCAGAACCCUACACCGACUACCCCUACCCCGACCCUGACAGUGACUAUUGGAAACCAGAUGAUGACUACUGGGGGGCUGACACAACCCCAUCCCGACCGCAGACUGAGGCCCCGAUCACAGACGCCCCAUACGACCAGUGGAGGCCAGAGGAGGACAACCAGAGCCCAGACCCAGACCAGUGGAGGCCAGAGGAGGACAACCAGAGCCCAGACCCAGACCAGUGGAGGCCAGAGGAGGAUAACCAGGGCCCAGAGCCAGAGCAAACUGUGACUGACGGAUAUGAUGACUACUGGAAACCUGAUGAGACUGACACAUACGCUCAAGUGACGGACAGUUACUACUCCUGGAAAGAGCCGGCACCCACUACUGCUGCCCCUGAGCUGGACGGGAAGACCGGCAUCGAUGACAGCGACUACUGGGAUGCAACAUUUGAGGAUCCUGAUCAACUUCCAGAUGUCAAAGAGAGCAGCCCUGAAAUAAAAGUUGAAACUCUACCAGAGGAGCCCACCCCCACUCCAAAUGGAGGGAGCUGGUAUGACGACUAUGACGACUAUGGCAUGAGGAAAAAGGAGACAGACAGUGAGACAGACUCAAACUGGAUGGAAAAAGAGCGAGAGCAAGCGGAGAAGGAGAGAGCGCGGGAGGAAAAGGAACGAGAAAAGAAACUGAAGGAAGCACAGGAGCGUUCCAGAAACAGACCACGGAUCUACAAAGAGCCAAAAAAAUGUCCUCCCUUGGGGAUGGAGUCUCACAGGGUUGAGCCGGACCAGCUCUCGGCCUCCUCUGUGUCCCAGUAUAGGUUCUCUCCUCAGAGGGCCCGUCUCAACAUGCAGGGCUCUGAUGAUGAGGACAGCAUGAGAGGCGGAGCUUGGUGCGCAAACACGGAUGAUCGAACGCACUGGUUUGAAAUUGAUGCUCGAAGAGAAACAGAGUUUACUGGUGUCAUAACACAGGGCCGUGCCUCUGGAAAUGAGAGUGACUUUGUGACAUCAUACUUCAUAGCCUUCAGCAAUGACAGCAGAGAAUGGACCACAAUCCAUGACGGAUAUGACGACUGGUUAUUCUUUUCAAAUAAUGAUAAGGACACUCCAGUGAUGAACCGUCUGGCUGAACCAGUAUUGGCCCGUUACAUCCGCAUCAUUCCUCAAAGCUGGAAUGGGUCUCUAUGUAUGCGGCUGGAGGUCCUGGGCUGUCCUGUGCUGGAUCCAGCAAAUGUUCAGUACAGGCAAAAUGAAGUGACUCCAGUAGACUACCUUAAAUUCAAACAUCACGACUACUCAGACAUGGUUGUUCUGAUGAAGUCUGUUCAUGACGAGUGUCCAAACAUAACCAGCAUCUACAGUCUUGGCCACAGCUCCAAUGGAUUGGACAUCAUUGCUAUGGUCAUCUCAGGAAAUCCCACAGAACAUGAAAUAGGUGAGCCCGAGGUGCGGUUCACGGCAGGUCUCCAUGGAAACGAGGCCGUGGGCAGAGAGCUGCUGCUGUUGUUGAUGCAAUACCUGUGCAAAGAAUACAAAGACCGAAACCCCAGAAUCCAGCACCUUGUGGAGGGGAUCCGACUCCACCUGGUGCCCUCCCUCAAUCCGGACGGACAGGAGACAGCUUUUGAAACGGGAUCAGAGCUGAGUGGAUGGACCACAGGGCACUUCACGGAAGGAGAUUUUGACAUUUUUGAAAACUUUCCAGAUUUAAACACAAUCUUAUGGGACGCUGAAGACAAAGGCCUUGUGCCAAAACUGAUGCCAAACCAUCACAUACCUAUUCCAGAAAACAUGGAGGCCAACAGCUCGUUUGCCGUGGAGACCAGGGCCAUAAUCUCGUGGAUGAGAAGCUAUCCAUUUGUGCUGGGAGCAAAUUUCCAAGGCGGAGAGACAAUUGUGGCCUAUCCUUAUGAUAACUUACGCAUGAACAAACCUGCUGAGAGCCAGAGGGCGCACAGCCGCAAGAAGAGACAGUAUGAGGAAGAAGAAGAGCACUUUGAUGGGAACGGAUGGGGAAGAGGGUACCAGGAGGAGCCAGAGGAGGAGUGGAGAGGAAGAGGGUACGCCGAGCCAGAGGAGGAGUGGCACGGGCAUGGAUAUGAACAAGAGCGUGGAUAUGACACCGAGCGCAGAUAUGGACAAGAGCGUGGAUAUGACACAGAGCGCAGAUAUGAACAAGAGCGUGGGUAUGACACAGAGCGCAGAUAUGAACAAGAGCGCGGAUACGACACGGAGCGCAGAUAUGAACAAGAGCGCGGAUACGAACAAGAGCGUGGGUAUGAGCAUGGAUACGACCCGAGCCAGGGCUACAGACAAGGCGAGGAGGACGAAGAGGAGAGGAGGAGAGGAGGAGGAGAAGGAGGCGGAUAUGAGUACCCAGAACCCGAUGAGCCCCGGACGACCGCAGAUGAGUCCCUGUUCAGAUGGCUGGCCGUGUCCUAUGCCUCCACCCACCUUACCAUGACACACAACUACCACGGGUCCUGCCACGGGGACACUGCAGCUGGGGGCUACGGCAUCGUCAACAGAGCCAAGUGGAAGCCUAUCACAGGAAGCAUGAAUGACUUCAGUUAUCUUCACACCAACUGUUUUGAGCUGUCCAUUUUCCUGGGUUGCGAUAAGUUCCCACAUGAGAUGGAACUGAUGCAAGAGUGGGAGAAAAACAGAGAAGCAAUGCUCAUCUUUUUGGAGCAGGUACACCGUGGAAUAAGGGGCAUUGUUAAAGAUGAACAGGGGAACCCGAUUGGAAAUGCAACUAUUUCUGUGGAGGGAGUGAACCAUGAUGUCACCACAGCACCAACAGGGGACUACUGGCGGUUGCUGAACCCGGGUGAAUAUCGCGUGACGGCCCGGGCGGAGGGUUUCACUCCAAAGACUCUGCUGUGUGUGGUUGGAUACCAGCCCGGGGCAACAGCCUGCAGCUUCAACCUCGCCAAGUCCAACUGGGACCGAAUUAAACAGAUCAUGGCUCUUCAUGGAAAUAAACCAAUCCGCCUGGUCACGCAUGAUAACACCAGAACCGCCGUAGUCCGUGGGAACAGGAUCCAUGGGAACAGAGGAGUAAACAUUUCGAACCCAGAGCGUCUGCGGAAGAUCAGGAUCGCGCGCCUGCGCCGCCUGCGCAGACAGAGGCUCCUGAGGCUGAGGGCCACCACAACCACGUUACCUCCAACUACCACAACCACAAUCCCCACAACUCCUGAGACAACCACUUCCUGGUACGACUCGUGGAUGGUCGAAGGACAGUCUUCCACCCCUGGAGGCUUUACAGACUCCAUUCUGGAUUAUAACUACGAGUACAAGAUUGAUGCCUAUUAA
This is a messenger RNA of Knipowitschia caucasica, 3651 nucleotides long. The record is from the annotation of a GenBank genome assembly. NCBI's taxonomy places the organism in Eukaryota, Metazoa, Chordata, Actinopteri, Gobiiformes, Gobiidae.